Oppiella nova is the source of this 793-nucleotide messenger RNA. Lineage: Eukaryota; Metazoa; Arthropoda; Arachnida; Sarcoptiformes; Oppiidae. The record is from the annotation of a GenBank genome assembly.
UUUAAAAUGCAGUUUUAGUUAAGUUAGCUGGAUAAUGUUCUGUGCGUAAUGUACUUAACACAUACAUGAAAACACCAGGAUAAGUGUCAUAAACUUUUGUGCCAAAAAAUCAAUUGGCAUUCAAUUUAUAUACACUUUUUGUGUGAUCUGCUAAUAUCAACGCCCAAUGUAUGUGCCGAUUGUGAUCGCCAUAGUGUUCCUAUCGUGUUGUGUGAAUGUCAUAUUUCUUGAGGCCAUUAUCAGGCAAUCCCCCGGAAGUGGAAAUCUCAUCACAUUUUCUCAGUUUCUGUUCAUCGCUGUCGAGGGCUUUAUAUUCACCACUCGGUGCGGCCAACAAAAGCCGGUCAUACCUCUCAAGAAAUACAUCUCAUUAGUGAUAUUCUUCUUUCUGGUCAAUGUGUCCAACAAUUAUGCCCUCAAUUUCAAUAUAUCCGUUCCCUUGCACAUCAUAUUCCGAUCCGGAUCGCUUAUGGCCAACAUGUUGUUGGGAAUACUGAUACUGAAGCGCCAGUACUCCACCACUAAAUACACGUCCGUCGCGUUGAUCACUGUCGGCAUAAUAAUGGCUACGUUGGCCUCAUCCCAGCCCUCAGUGCAGCCUAAACUCAAUAAACCAAUUGAUGUCCACAAUAGUAGUCAUCGAUUGCCGGUCAGAGAAUAUUCUGUAUACGACUACACGAUAGGCAUAUCUCUGUUGACGUUUGCGCUGCUAAUGUCGGCCCGUUUGGGCAUAUUUCAAGAGGUGUUGUUCACUACGUAUGGCAAACACCCUAAGGAAGCCGUCUUUUAUCAA